Drosophila mojavensis is the source of this 5861-nucleotide messenger RNA. It is a transcript of the gene ab, whose product is annotated as protein abrupt. Gene Ontology annotation, molecular function: protein binding. The transcript is spliced from 9 exons. Gene Ontology annotation, biological process: regulation of transcription by RNA polymerase II. Bases 935 to 3679 code for a protein of 914 amino acids. NCBI's taxonomy places the organism in Eukaryota, Metazoa, Arthropoda, Insecta, Diptera, Drosophilidae. The record is from RefSeq and is a predicted model, not a curated record. Gene Ontology annotation, cellular component: nucleus.
CAAGUCCAACAAGACAACGCAAGAGCAAGUAAAAAAAAUUACGCGGGUGUUCUCAGUACAUUUCCAGCAAUCAGACGGGCAGCAGGUGUCGUGGUUUAAUUUGCGGUGUUUUGUGCAUCCCUAAAAACAAAAACAAAAACAACAAAAUAGGCGCCUCCACAGAAAUUCUAAAUUCUAAAUCGACCAACAAAUUUACACGUCCAACCUCCCCCAAAUAUAUAUAUAUAUAUAUAAACAUAUAGAAAAACAAAAACCAACAACAAAAAUUCGAAAUCGUAUUGCAAAAAGUUUCCGAAUUUGUGAUUUUCCCAAUUGAAUUCUGUGUGCGACAGCCAAAAGACAUCAAUACUAAAGAAAUAUUAACGGUUCGAACGGAACUAACUAUUCCUAAACAGAACUUAAAUUAAUCAAAUCAUCCAACGGCAUUUGAUCGCAACGGGACGACAAGUACAGCCAGCACACGACAACUAAAUUGUACAACAGCUGACCGAGAGAGUGAGAGAGAGAGAGAGAGAGAGCAAAAAGCGCUGCCCCCAGCUCAACCCAAACCGGCCCGACUUUGUAAACGUUCCGUCCAUGGUUGAGGCACCGAGUGAGAGAGUCCGGUGAAAAUGGACAAAGGCCGUCAGAGAUUGCCACAACUUUCGCCCAAUUAGCAGCACAAGGGAGCAGGAGCAGGAGCAGGAGUAGGAGCAGGAGCAGCUGGAGCAGCAGCAGUAGUAAGCAUCAAGAUUGGCGGAACGGCACUGUAAAUAUUUGCGAAUCUCCACACAAAGCUGCACACGAGCAAACAUACGUUCACAAUACAAUAGAGACUAGGAAAUAGGAUUCGGCAACAAAGCGCGCUUGGAUCGAGCCCAUUAGGACAUUAGGCAGACAUACAAAGCGGCCGAAGUAAACGAAAGAGUCAAGGACACGGCACAAGUUCCUAUAAAUGACCGAGUCCACUCAGCUGCAAACGGCGGAGAAUAACAACGCGGGCGUGGUCAAAAUGGAGCCACCGCCACUGGCGACCUCCACCCACUCGCACACGCACGCCCUGGCCUCUACAGCAGCCGCUGGCGCCGGCACGGCGCUAUCCCCAGCAACGCCGCCCCUACCACAGCAGCAGCAGCAGUCGCAGCAGCAGCAGCAGCAGCAUUAUGCGCUUAAAUGGAAUGAUUUUCAAACGUCAAUACUCAGCUCGUUUCGGCACUUGCGGGACGAGGAGGACUUCGUGGAUGUGACGCUCGCCUGCGACGAGCGCUCCUUCACCGCACACAAGGUUGUUCUCAGCGCCUGCAGUCCCUACUUUCGCAAGCUGCUUAAGGCCAAUCCCUGUGAGCAUCCCAUUGUCAUAUUGCGCGAUGUGCGCAGCGACGAUGUUGAGAACCUGCUAAGCUUCAUGUACAAUGGCGAGGUGAAUGUGAGUCAUGAGCAGCUGCCGGACUUUCUGAAGACGGCGCACUUGCUGCAGAUACGCGGCCUGGCGGAUGUCAACGGCGGCUAUCCCUACUCGAAGGCGCUGUCCGCUGCACUCAGCAACAGCAGCAACAGUAGCAGCAACAACAACAACAAUAAUGCAGAAAGCAGUAACAAGAACAACAAAAUUAGCAACUAUUUACCCACAGCGCUGAAUGCCAACAGCAACAGCAGCGCCAGCGCCAACAACAGUCACAGCCAGAGCCACAGCCAGAACCAGAAUCAGAAUCAGAGCCAGAGCCAGAGCUCGACAUUUAGCACUCCACAGACGCCGGCAACAGGGUCGGCAUCCAGUGCGGUGGCUGCUGCCGCUGCCUCGCUGACGGCAGCCGUUGCGGCGGCCGCUGCCAGCCUGCCACUGAGCAGCGGGAGCAGCCAGGGUCAGGCGGGCCAGCGGGAGUCGGGCGCAGCACAGAGCGGCAGCAGCAGCAGCGGCACGCCCGCCAUUCAGGAGCUGAAGGCAUCCGCAGCGUCGCCCGUAAGAAACUCAAAUCCCAAUCCAAGCAAAGCCAGCAGCAACAACCACUGGGAUCUGAGCGACAUGGAGGGCAGUCGCAAGAGUCACCUGACACCGCCGCCACAGAAGCGCAUCAAGAGCGCGGAUCUGUUUCGGGCACAGCACGGCAUCAGUCCGGAGCGUUUGCUAAUCGAUCGCGACUUUCCCGUGGCGGGGCAACAUCCAUUGACGCGCAACCGCAGCCGCGACACGUCCAAGGAUCGCGAUCGCAACCUGGAGCUGCGCGAGUCUCUGCUCGGUCAGGCACUGGAGAACAGCAAUGGACAGCAGGCCAAUCAGAAGCACGAUCUCGGCCAGAGUGCCGGCGAGGACUCCAAUAGCAGCGAUACGGAACCCUCGGAUCGUGGCGAUGGCCACCACGACGGCACUCUCGAUGGCAUGGACAAUCAGCGCUCGCACUCCUUUCCAAAUGCAUUCCUCGGCCUGCAGGGCAUACCCGGCCUGCUGCCAGGACCUUCCGGCCUAGGUGGCAGUGAUUUUGUUUCGCGUCGCUCGCUGGAGAUGCGCGUGCGUGCCACAGAUCCGCGACCCUGCCCGAAGUGCGGCAAGAUCUAUCGCUCGGCCCACACGCUGCGCACCCACCUGGAGGACAAGCACACGGUGUGCCCCGGCUACCGGUGCGUGCUGUGCGGCACCGUGGCCAAGUCGCGCAACUCGCUGCACUCGCACAUGUCGCGGCAGCAUCGCGGCAUUUCCACGAAGGAUCUGCCCGUGCUGCCCAUGCCGAGCGCCUUCGAUCCAGAUCUCGCCUCGCGGCUGCUGGCCAAGGCCGGCGUCAAGAUAUCGCCCGCGGAGCUGCGCGCCCGUGCCUCGCCCACCGGUGGCAGCGGCAGCAGCGGCGGCGCCGGCAACGGCGGCAACGGCUCCCAGAAGCUGGACCUGAGCAAUGCCAGCGGCGGCCCCCUGGACGACGCCGAUGACUCCGACGACGACCCCGAGGAUCUGACCACCGGCAGCGUGCUCUACGGCAACAAUGCCAACGACCUGAGCCGCUACCACGAGAGCCUGCUGAGCAACUUCGGGCAUGCCAACACCACCAUUUCGCGCAUGCGGACCGAGGCUGCGGCGGCGGCAGCUGCAGCGGCUGCCAUUGGCCAGCAGAAGGAACUCAACGCCGCUGCCGGCGGCAGCAGCAACGCGGGGCAAUCGCUGCUGGACACCUAUCUGCAGUUCAUCACGGAGAAUACUUUCGGCAUGGGCAUGACGCAGGAGCAUGCGGCUGCAGCGGCGUUGCAUGCCGCCAAAAUGGCGCAGCUGAAUGCCAUGGGUCACAGUCUGGACAAACUGCCGGCGGGUCUGCUGCCAGCCCAGUUCGACCUAAGCAAGCUGGCCGGCGCGGCUGGCGCAGCAGCGAGUGGCUUCGGCCACGGCGCCGCUGGACUCUCCAUUGAGCCAAUCCUGAGACGCGACCAACAGCAGCAGCAACAGCAGCAGCACGCGAACAGCCUCUCACCUGAUGCGAACGGAGCGCUGGGGCUCAGCUCGAUGGCCCAUAUGCAUGGCAAUCUGGGCGCUGGCGCGGGUGGGGAGCCCGAUGAAGUGGAUGUGGAUGCCGAGGCUGAGAUACGACGGGAUGGGUCAGAGCCCAUGGACUUGGGCCUGGGCCUCGACAACAACAAUCAGUCGGGCAGCAACAAUGAGGCAAACAAUUCCGACGCCGAGGAUAAUUUCUCUGAGGAUGAGGGCGUGCAUCACACAUAAGCUAGAGGCAAUACACACACACACACAAAGACAGACAGAGAAAGAGAGAGAGAGAGAAAGGGAAGAGAGAAACAUGCAUACACAGCUAAAGAGAGCGGGUCGUUUAUAAGAGAGCAAAAGAUAUUACGAUAUUAGGAUACUUCGGUAUUCGCAUGUCGCAUUUAGAAGAACAAUAGAUGUUUUACGAUAUUCGUAUAUCGUAACUCGAAGAAUCAACCUCGUCGUCGUCUUCGUCGUGAACAGUUGUAUACCCAGAAAAUGGAACAUUUGUAACGAGUAGCCUUAUCCUCAUGUAUACCAGUUUACGUGUACAAUAUAAUAUAUAUGCAUACGAUAGUUACGAUAGUUACCUAGGACCUAAAAACAGUUCAUGAAAUAAUAUCAUGACAUGUGCUGCGUUUAUUAUAUAUAUAGUAGAAUCUAUGUUGUGCUUUUCAAAGACGGAAUCAGAACAAGCUGCUAUUCAAUACCUACAUAUGUGGGUUGGAAUAGAAAGGAGAUAAGCAUAAAUAUACUCACAUACAUAUACAAACUAAUCCAUAUAUAACAUAUAUAUGCUUUAUACAACUAUAUAUAUACACAUGUACCUGUUGUGUGUAUGUAAAAAUGCAGUUUAGGAAUGCAAGAACCAAGACAGUUUCAAAUUCAACUCCAAAAUACCUAAACAUAAACCUAGAUCUAGGUAAAUAUAUACAGAUACAUAUAGAUUUUAGUGUUAGCAAUUCAAUUCUGUAAAUAGCUAAGAAGCAAGCAAGCAAAGAAAGCAUUUAAGCGGACUAUACGCAUACUCCAAUUGAAUACUCUACGAAAAUCCGUCUCAGUUUUUGAAAUGUAUAUGUGUGUGUUAUUGUGAAAGAGAAACAAUUCAGAUGUGCCAUGCCACAGCCUACCUAUAUACAUAUACAUAUAUAUGCAUAUAUAUACUAUUUAUAAUGCUAACCAUAUCUCAGGAAUACACGCAGAACAACCAAACUACCUCAGCUGAAUGAAAUUGUGUGAACCAUCCAUCGUAAUAUAUCUUCCAUAUAGCUCUGCGUUCGUUAUGGUCAGACUUGCUUAUAACAUACAUAUACAUACAUACAUGCAUAUAACUUUCACAGCAGACUUGACAGCUGCCUAGUUUUAGGUUCUCCAUUGGAUGAGUGCAAGAAAAAAAAAAAAUUAAAUAAAAAGAAAAGCAUCAAGAUCAGAAAAAGAAAGCUAGAAAAACUCAAGCCAAUUUAAUAUUAUAGAUAUAAAAACGAUUUUCAGGCAAUGUAAAUUUCAUAUAUUAUUUAUACAAAAGAGAGUUACAAAUACAUAUACACAUGCAUUUGUAUGCAUAUAUACGUUUAUAUAUGUGUGUAUAGUUUUAAUUGCAAACCAAUUUGUUUUGGGGUUAAAUGUAACUGAAUCAAAUACCUCAACAUACUCAGUUCACUCUUAAUUUAUACAAAGCACAAAAGAAAAUGAAAAAUGAAAAACACGAAUUGCACUAAAAUAAAUUGAAAGGUUUCUUCAUGUUAUUAUAUGUCCGAUUUCCUCCUACAUGUACAUUUAGUUUGAAUAUACCCAAAAUUUUACUAGUUUUAUUGUUAGUUUGAAGAGGAAACUCUACAAGAGUUGAAAACUCUCCCACUUGCCUUAUUAUAAUUAUGAAUAUGUGUUAAUUUUUAGUAAUUUUCUACCUCAAUUAAUUUAACUAUGUUAUUAUUUAAGCGCGCAAUCUUGAAUAUACAUAUACAUAUACACAUAUAUAUAUAUAUAUAUUUUUUGGUCGCUUUGUAAUUGUGUUUCCUGAACUAAAUUACACGAGUCAUCAAAUAUUUAGCAUAAAUUUUAUUGAAUAUGGAAAAUGAGUAGAAAAUAAAUUAUAUUAUAUAUAAAUAAAGCAAGUUAUAAGUAUAUACAAAUAUGUUAUAUUUGUUUACAUCUCUCACUCACUGUCCAUUUACCUUGGUUGUGCUUAUAUUUGUUUCAUUUCAAGCAUGCCCACUGCAAUAUGCAUUUUAAAAGACAAACCUGAAAUGCACUCACAAAAACCACCAACAAACACACUCACACACAGUAUGCAAUUAAGUCGCUAGAAUUAAACGAGUUAGUUAAAUAAAAGUUACAUAAGCAAUUUAAGUAGAGAUCCAUGUGCUUAGAAAGUUAUAAAUAUUUAUUAAAAUUACAAUAAAAAUGCGUUGAAAAGAACCAA